UGACACCCAGCGCCGCUGCGGGUUACAUCAAAAAUACUGUAUAUAUAACUGCGUUUGGUUACAUGCAUACAUACUAUGAAUGAGCGAGAAGACGAUAUUGUAGCGCAGAUAAUUGUUUCAGCUGUCAUUUAACAAGCAUGUCUUCAGCUGAGAGUCUGAGAGAGUUGGUCAACGAGCGACUAACCGCUGCUGCUGAAGAAAUAUUCAGAGCUGUUAACAAAACUAUCGUCGAGUACGAGGAAGAGAUCAAGCGUCAGCACAUACUGUUGGACAUCAUUUGGAAACCUGAAAUAAAGAUAGAGAGGAUAGAGCUCCCACAGCAACAUGCCUUUAAGGAGGAGGAGGAGGGUCUCACUGACCUGCAGCUGUGUGUUCAGGAGAGGAGCUCCAGUCUGGACCAAGAGGGCCCAGAGCCUCCACAGGUUAAAGAGGAACAGGAGGGAGGGCAGCUUGUACUGAAGCACAAGACUGAUGACCUAAAGUUGGCUCAUACAUAUGAGGAAAGGGACCACAGUGACGAUGAGAAUCUGAACUUCAGUACUGAUGACACAAGUUCAGAAGAGAAAGAUUCUGUCUUCAACAUGCCAGUUAUAAUCUCUGUGGUAUCAGAAGCAAACAGUGACCACCAGUUCCUCUCUCACAACGCUCAUGAAGCUGAGGGCCACACUCAGAAAGGAGGCAAGGAUAAAGAUGCAGGAUUAGUUAGGAGUGCGAAGCCAAAAUCGAAGAAGAGACACUCCAAAACCAAAAGUCACAGUAACAACGUAGACAGCCGUAAUUCGUCAGAGAUCCACCGUAAUACUCCCACAGCUAAAAAGCCUUUAAAAUGUGACACAUGUGGAAAAGACUUUAAGUACAAUUCAAUAUUGCAGAGGCACCUCAAAACCCACACAGGCAAGAAGAAGUACACUUGCAGAACAGAGGAAGAGCCUGUCCUCAACAUGCCGGAUACAACAUCUGUGGUAUCAGAAGCAGACAGUGACCACCAGCUCCUCUCUUACAACUCUGAUGAAGCUGAGAGCCAAACUCAGGAAGGAGGAGAGCAUGGAGACGCAGGAUCAAUCAGGAGUGCGGAGACAAAACUAAAGAAGAGACGCCACAAAAGCAAAAGUGACAGUAAUGAAAAACCCUUCAAAUGUGACACGUGCAGGAAAGAUUUUAAGCUCAAUUCACGACUGCAGAAACACCUCAGAACCCACACAGGUGAGAAGCAGCAUGCUUGCAAGACCUGUGGAAAAGAUUUCAUAACAAAUAGUGCCCUGAAGGUCCACACUCAGAGGGUCCACUCAGGUGAGAAGCCGUAUGUUUGCAAAACGUGUGGAAAAGAUUUCACAACAAACGGUGCCUUGUCGGUCCACAUUAAAAGAAUCCACACAGGUGAGAGGCAGUGCCUUUGCAAGACCUGUGGGAAAAAAUUCUGGGAUGUUUCAACAUUGACAGUCCACAUGAGAAGCCACACCGGUGAGAAGCCGUUCUCUUGCAAAAUAUGUGGGAAAGAUUUCACAGUACGUUCUGCUUUGUCAUCCCACAUGAAAAGAAUCCACGCAGGUGAGAAGCCGCACGUUUGCAAGACCUGCGAGAAAAGCUUCUUUGCCCUUACAGGCUUGAAAAAGCACAUGAUGAUCCACACUGGUGAGAAGCCGUAUACGUGCAAAACAUGUGGGAAAAGUUUCAGACUUAGUGGUGACCUGAAAAUCCACGCAAGUACCCACACAGGUGUGAAGCCGUACCCUUGCAAGACCUGCGGGACCUCCUUCUCACGCAUUUCAGCGUUGAAAAACCACGAAAGGAUCCACACUGGUGAGAAGCCGUUUACUUGCAAAGAUUGUGGGAAAUGUUUCAGACGUAGCACUCACUUGACAGCCCACAUGAGAAUCCACACAGGUGAGAAGCCAUAUUCUUGCAAAACAUGUGGACAAGAUUUCGCGUGUUUGGAAACCUUGUUGGUCCACAUGAGGACCCACACAGGUGAGAAGCCGUACGUUUGCAAGACCUGCGGGAAAACAUUCACCCACCAUACAAACUUUAACAUGCAUAUGAAAACCCACACUGGUGAGAGACCGCAUACUUGCAAAAACUGUGGAAAAGGUUUCAUAACUAGUGGUGACAUGAGAAUCCAUAUGAUACGAGCCCACACUGAUAGGAGGCCGUACGCUUGCACAACAUGUGGCAGCGCUUUCAAAUGUUAUCAUGACCUUAGAGUCCACGUGAAAAUCCACACAGGCGUGAAGUCGUGCGUUUGCAAGACCUGCGGGAAAGGAUUCUUGGACAAUGCAAGAUUGAAAAGCCACAUGAGAAUCCACAGUGGUGAGAGACCAUAUAAGUGCAAAAUGUGUGUCAAAGAUUUCAGACAUCUUAAUUCCCUGAAAAAACACAUGAAAAGCCACGCUGGUGAGUAGACGUACCCGUCAAGAUCUGCAGAAAAACAUUCUUGUUUUGUCUCGUACGGCAAAGCAUAUAAGAUGACAUACAAACCAGUAGCCCUGUGUUGGCAAAAUAUGUGUGAGACAGGUCAGUUGUGUCACUUCAUGGUCAAAACCUACAAGAACUGACAGAUGUGAGGAGCCACAUAAUCGCAGCACUUGAGGCAAAAGUUUUUCUUAAAUCACAUUCUUGAAAAGGUGAAAGGUUCCCUUCACGUGACUGUACUACCUAGCAAACAGUUGUUACCUUCGAAAUUAAUGAGUGCACAGUAGUUGCUUUUAAAGUGAUGGUGGGGUCAUGACUCAUGAUUGUGUUCAGUUUUGUCAAAUAUCCGUUAAUGAAGUAUGUCAGACUCACUUUUAGUUUAAACUAUAACAAGGACUUAAGUCCACGUACCUCGAGUUGUUUUGAUCGUUCUAUAUGAAGCCCUCCGCAUGUUUGCAAAAAGGGAAAUGUUAAUGUGCCUCCUUUUUGCUGUUUUCAUACACUACGCCAUUUAUAUGCUAGCCAAAUUGUUGGCAUUUUUCCUCCAUAGAUUACAAAUGGUUAAUUGAUUGUUGAGUUAGUUCAUGGUUAAUGCCAAUUAAUUGUAGAGAAUAAAAUGCCAGCAAGUGUAAAUGGAACAAACCCUACCUCAUGUGGGAUCUUGUUUGUGUUCAGUUUUGCCAAAUGUCCGUUAAUUAAGUACGUUAGAAUCACUUUUAGUUCGAAGUUUAACAAGGACUUCAAAUCCAUGUACCUCAAGUUGUUUUGAUUGUUCUGUAUCAGUGGUUCCCAGCUGGUGGGUGAUGCUCAAUAUAUUUAACUGUGUGGACCUUGAACUAGUGACUAAGGAGAAAUCUGGACCCCGUGGCUGGACCAGUUGGGAUAGUUUACCAUAUAUUAAAUUAAGCUCUAUUAAAUGUUAAUGUGCCGCCUUUUUGCUGUUUUCAUACACUAUGUCACUUAUAUGUCUUGCAAAAUGUUUGGCAUU
Molecule: messenger RNA, 3397 nt
Organism: Epinephelus moara (kelp grouper)
Lineage: Eukaryota; Metazoa; Chordata; Actinopteri; Perciformes; Serranidae
Product: zinc finger protein 260-like
Exons: 2
Coding region: 138-2399 (753 amino acids)
Source: RefSeq, a predicted model, not a curated record